AUGUAUCAUUAUGGUAAUAUGUUAAAAGAUAGUGUUUAUACUUAUAUUACUGAUUUAGGAUUGUGUCGACCAGUAAAUGUAAAAUCUUCUCAAAAUGAAUAUGAAAAACAAGUAUAUGGAGUAUUACCUUACAUGUCGCCUGAAAUUUUAAGAGGAGGGGAAUAUACUCAAAAAAGUGAUAUUUAUGGAUUUGGGAUUAUUGCAUAUGAAGUCUAUCCUUCAAAACGACCUAAAACAAAAAAGUUAUAUAACUUAUUAAAUGAUUUAUAUGUACGUAAACAUUAUGGUGAAAUCAAUAAGCAAAUUGAAGAAGCAGAUAAAAUUAAUGAGAAAUUAACUUCCGGUUUAUCGAAUUUCACUGUGUAA
Messenger RNA from Rhizophagus irregularis DAOM 181602=DAOM 197198, 366 nucleotides. RefSeq lists its product as uncharacterized. Gene Ontology annotation, molecular function: ATP binding; protein serine/threonine kinase activity. Lineage: Eukaryota; Fungi; Glomeromycota; Glomeromycetes; Glomerales; Glomeraceae. Gene Ontology annotation, cellular component: cytoplasm. The record is from RefSeq and is a predicted model, not a curated record. Gene Ontology annotation, biological process: regulation of autophagy; peptidyl-serine phosphorylation.